CUUUGCGAACUUUGGUAAAGGGGAAUCUCUCUUUUUUUCUUUUUUUUUUAACGAAUAAAGUUGCCAAAAUGAACUUGUCGCACUUGGUGGCUUGUGGACUUAUGAUCAGUCUGCUCUCAGUAAGGACGGGGGCGAAGCCUUUAACUCAGGCGCAGCAGAAGUCUCUGAGGAGUUUGCUGGGCGAGGAGCUGGCGGAGCUGCUGGAGGCGGAGGAGAGGGAGCGGAGACUGGAGGACGCACGUUCACGGAUCCGCUUACUGCGAGACCUGCGGGUGGACACGCGCGCCAGGGGGAUGUGGGCGCGCCUGCUGAACGACCAGGCCGCGCCGCGGAAACACCGCACGGGGGCCAAGAAGGGUGCGUCCACGGCGCGAAGCGGCUGUUUCGGACACAAGAUGGACAGAAUAGGAAUCAUGAGCGGCAUGGGCUGCUAGAGACGAUUCUCUUGACGAUGGGUUCGGCGGACUUGGAUUCAGACUGUUUUCGCCUGAGGAGUGAAAAAAAAACUCAUCAAGUGACAGAUUUUCGGUACGAAAAGUCACCGUGACCAGCAUAAACGCGGACUGGGAUGUCA
This is a messenger RNA of Lampris incognitus (smalleye Pacific opah), 574 nucleotides long. It is a transcript of the gene nppc, whose product is annotated as natriuretic peptide C. Gene Ontology annotation, cellular component: extracellular region. Bases 69 to 434 code for a protein of 121 amino acids. Gene Ontology annotation, molecular function: hormone activity; hormone receptor binding. Lineage: Eukaryota; Metazoa; Chordata; Actinopteri; Lampriformes; Lampridae. The record is from RefSeq and is a predicted model, not a curated record. The transcript has 3 exons. Gene Ontology annotation, biological process: receptor guanylyl cyclase signaling pathway; cGMP biosynthetic process.